Molecule: messenger RNA, 708 nt
Organism: Monoraphidium neglectum
Lineage: Eukaryota; Viridiplantae; Chlorophyta; Chlorophyceae; Sphaeropleales; Selenastraceae
Exons: 5
Coding region: 1-708 (235 amino acids)
Source: RefSeq, a predicted model, not a curated record
AUGUUUGACGUUCCGUCCCCGAGGAUCAGGGCGCUGCUGGUCGACGCGGCCGGCACGCUGCUGAUCCCCAGCGAACCGGUGACUGAGGUCUACCUGAGGGCGGCCGCGAAGCACGGGGUCAAGAUCCAGCUCAGCGAGCGCGAGGUGCUGGACAACUUCCGCCGCGCCUACAACAUGCCAUGGGGCGGCAGCAGCCUGCGGUACGUGGACGACGCCCGCCCCUUCUGGCGCCGCGUCGUGGCGCUGUCCGUCGGCUCCACCAACCAGGCCGUCUUUGAGGACAUAUACCAAUACUACUCCGAGGGCCGCGCCUGGACGCUCGCGCCCGGCGCCGCCGCCGCGCUCUCGCGCCUGCGGGCGUCGGGCGUCAAGCUGGCGGUGUGCAGCAACUUCGACACGCGGCUGCGGCCCGUGCUGCGCGCGCUGCGGGUCGACCACCUCUUCCACGCGAUCGUCGUGUCCGCGGAGGUGGGCGCCGAGAAGCCGUCGCCCAUCAUAUUCGAGGCGGCCGUGCAGCAGCUGGGCGUCAAGGCAUCUGAGUGCAUUCACGUUGGUGACGACCGCCGCAACGACGUCUGGGGUGGCAGGGAUGCCGGCGUGACCGCCUGGCUGUGGGGGCAGGACGUCCAUUCCUUCGACGAGGUCGCGCGCCGCGUGCUGCACAUGCAGCAGGCGGGGCUGUUUGCGUCCUGGGAGGAUGACGAGUGA